Messenger RNA from Seriola aureovittata, 2324 nucleotides. Its product is annotated as claudin-18-like. The record is from RefSeq and is a predicted model, not a curated record. Gene Ontology annotation, biological process: cell adhesion; bicellular tight junction assembly. Gene Ontology annotation, cellular component: plasma membrane; bicellular tight junction. The transcript has 5 exons. Gene Ontology annotation, molecular function: structural molecule activity. Lineage: Eukaryota; Metazoa; Chordata; Actinopteri; Carangiformes; Carangidae. Bases 101 to 961 code for a protein of 286 amino acids.
GGGGACUCUCAUCACCGCUGUUUACCGAAACUGGGACAAAGACUCAUGAAAAUUUUAAGUAAACAUGUGAUAAGACCUGUUCCUUGUUGAAACAUACAUAAUGAUAAGCGGCAGCACCGACACUGCCAUUUCACGACUCCAUGACAUUGGCGGUAACUUUGUUUUGAGCGGGACAUCUAAAAUGGCUGUCUCGAUGAUUCAGUUAAUAGGAUUCAUGUUGUCUGCGUUGGGGCAAUUUUUAAUAUCGGCAGCAACAGCAAUGGACAUGUGGAGCUUACAGGACCGAUCUCUUACAGUUGUAACAAAUGUUUACACCUAUUCUGGGCUGUGGAACUCAUGUGUAGGGACAGCAUAUGGUACAACACAGUGCAGGCCUUAUUUUACCAUACUAGGACUGCCAGCUCUGCUCCAAGCCGUCCGAGCCUUGAUGAUUGUCGGUAUUGUUCUUGGAGCCAUCGGCUGUCUCAUCGCCAUCUUUGCACUUAAGUGCUUGAAAAUGGGCAACAUGGAGGACAACAUCAAAGCCACGAUGACUCUGACGGCCGGGAUCCUGUCUCUUCUUGCAGGUGUCUGUGGCAUUGCUGGGGUGUCAGCUUUUGCUAACCUGAUUGUGCAGAGUUUUCGGUUCACGACGUACGCCGAUGGUGGGUACAGUACGUUUGGAGGAGCGAAUGUUGGUGGACUCACAGGAUCUCUGACUCCAAGGUAUACUUUUGGCCCGGCUCUUUUUGUGGGCUGGAUCGGUGGAGCUAUCUUGUUCAUUGGAGGCGUCAUGAUGUGUCUGGCCUGCCGUGGAAUGUCUUCAGAUGGGAAGCGACGGUACGAUGGGAUGGCCUACAAAGCUGCCUCUGUCCACACUAUCUACAAGUCGGACACCAGACCACAUCCAGCCUACAAUGAUUCCUACAAGGCUCAGAGUGUGGGUGGAAAGCAGUCGAACCAGAGAUUUGACUAUGUGUAAAAUCAUGUCACUCUUAUAGAUACCUCUUUUUUUAUUUUCUACAGCUCUGUAUUGAUCCAUGACUUUUCUCUUAUCUUUUUGUCUGCACUGAUGGGAAGAAUAGCUAUUUUUUUAUUUCUCUAUUCUUUAAUUUGACAGAACUAGGCUACUAAACAUUUAAGGUGUGUUUUUAUUUAAAAAAAAUUCUAGUAGCAUUAUAUAAUCCUUAUUAUGAAAUGCUGUUUUGUGAUUCUUUUUGUGUCAAAUAAAAACAAGGGUGAUUCUUAUUUUGUCAAACACAAGAUUUACCACCACAUGUAGCACAAAAUGAGCAUAAUGUCAGAACCUGGAAUUGGUUGCAACUUAGCACAGUUGUAAUGUAAUGUAAUGGAAGAAUCACUAAAUUAAAAAAGUUAACACAAAAUAAACUGUUUUUCAUGUAGUAAUUAGUUGUUACUGAAAAUGAACUGAAAUGACUACAAAAGUAACGUUAGCUUGUUAAUAUAUUAGCUACAUGUUUAGCAUGGAGAGGAAAAGAAGUAAUACAUGGUUGAUGGUUGGCAUAUCUUACUUGACACUUCAAAAUGCUGUUUAAUAAUAAUAAUAAUGUAAACUGAAAUUACAUUUAAAAAAUUUAACCCCAUGCUUCUCAAAUUAGCCUACAUCACAUUAUGCUAACAUCGUUAGCCUAAAUGACCAAAUAACCAUUGUAAGGUUAGCUUAACUGGAUACAUUUUCUCCAUGUAUUUUGCCAUGUAUGUAUAUAUAAAUAAAGUCAUACCUUCAUUAACAAAGAUUGUCUGGUUAAGAUACAACUAAAACAAUUUUUUCUAGCAGUUACAACUUACAGUUUUGUCCUUUUUACACAGGCUUGUUGAUUCCUUUUGAUACUUAUGUUUCUUAGGCAAAGAUUUACAUAUUACCAGUCUUCAUUUGUCUUUAUAGCCAAGACAUUUGCAAAUGUUGUUACACUUACACUGUAGAUACACCCCUAUCAAAAAAUGUUGUAAAAAAACACACUUGUAUAAUUAAUUCAGUUAGGUUUUACUAGAUUAGCAUGUGUUGUAUUCAUGGUAUUUUAUGAACACUGACUGUUGCAGAAUAUAAUUAAAACAUUUAACAUGAUUUAACGCUGCAAAUUUAAAGAAGUGGGAGAAAAUGAAAUUACAUCCACUGUUCAUCUGAAAAAAAAUCAGUUUUGCAUAUCCUGUCAUACAAGCAAUGAUCAAACCACCUGAAACAAACACCCAUAUUGAUGAUUGUGUUGUUGUUUAUCCUAUUAGUGUUAUCGAGAAAAUGCAGUGGUCAUCAGUUUAUCCAUGGUAGUUAUCUGUUAUCUCCAGGCCUCCAGCACCAUAUGACAAAUAAAAUAAUUCUCACAUUG